AGUUUUUGUCUUUUAAAACAACAUCUGUCUAUCUAAUACUGAUACAAAAAAUCAAUAGCUAGCUUCACUUCUGUUUCAAGCAAAAACAAGAAACCAUAAUAAUAAUAAUAUACAAGAAAUGGGAUGGAAAGGGAUACUUGGUUUUGAGUAUGGAAUAGUGCAGGCACCUUUAGGACCUGAUAUUUCUGGUCCUGAGCUUGUUGCAGCCGUAGCUAAUGCUGGUGGCAUCGGUAUCCUCCGUGCUCCUGAUUGGGAAUCCCCAGAUUACUUAAGGGAGCUCAUCAAGAAGACAAAGUCUUUGACCGACAAACCUUUUGGAGUCGGCAUUGUUAUGGCAUUCCCUCACAAAGAGAAUCUGAAGUGUGUCCUUCAAGAGAAAGUUGCAAUCUUGCAGCUUUACUGGGGAGAAGUUACCAAAGAUAUAGUCUUCGAAGCACAUCAAGCAGGGGUCAAAGUUGUUCCACAGAUUGGAACCUUUGAAGAAGCAAAGCAUGUUGCUGAUGCUGGUGUGGAUGCUAUAAUUGUUCAAGGAUACGAAGCAGGAGGACAUGUUAUUGGUCAGGAAGCAUUGACUGCGUUGGUACCACGUAUAGUUGAUCUUGUUGCCUCUAGAGGAAUACCGGUAAUUGCUGCUGGUGGAAUAGUGGAUGAACGAGGCUAUGUGGCUGCAUUGGCCCUUGGAGCUCAAGGUGUUUGCUUAGGCACCAGGUUUCUUGCAACUGAGGAAAGUAAUGCUCACCCUACAUACAAAAGUAAGCUAGUCGAAAUGAGCAAAACCGAGUAUACAGACGUAUUUGGACGUGCCAGGUGGCCAGAUGCACCUCAACGUGUCCUGAAAACGGCUUUCUUUAUGGAAUGGAGAAAUCUACCAAGCCACGAGAAUGAGGCUAAUCAACCGGUCAUUGGCCAUUCAACGAUUCAUGGAAUGGAGAAAGACAUUCGUCGAUUUGCUGGUACAGUGCCAAAUAAAACGACAACUGGGGAUAUUGAAAGCAUGGCCAUGUAUGCAGGUGAAGGCGUUGGACUUAUCAAGGAUAUCUUACCGGCUGCUCAAGUAAUUAAGAUGCUUGUUGAAGGUGCUCAGACUUUGAUCCGACAACAGCUCUCAACUUGAGUUUGUAUACUGUAGCAAAUUUUAUUACAGAUGGUGCUGAGACAACAAUAUAAUUAUGUCGCCUCAGAGUGGUUUCUGACGUAAUUUAGAAAAAUGAUGAAAUAAAUGUUGUAUGAUCCUGAAAUGUUCCAUUUGGAUUACCCUGAAACCUUUGGUUUCUUACCAACAUGGCAACAUGCAACUAUCUUGUAUGGUGAAAGUUAGAAAUGAAUAAUGUUUUUUUUUUCA
This is a messenger RNA of Erigeron canadensis, 1342 nucleotides long. RefSeq names its product (3aS,4S,5R,7aS)-5-hydroxy-7a-methyl-1-oxo-octahydro-1H-indene-4-carboxyl-CoA dehydrogenase. The transcript is spliced from 6 exons. Gene Ontology annotation, molecular function: nitronate monooxygenase activity. The record is from RefSeq and is a predicted model, not a curated record. NCBI's taxonomy places the organism in Eukaryota, Viridiplantae, Streptophyta, Magnoliopsida, Asterales, Asteraceae. Bases 119 to 1114 code for a protein of 331 amino acids.